GCAAAAAAGGGGGUGGAGCUGCUUGAAGUUGUAAACAGCAUGCUAGGAAAUUCCUACUAGCUAGUCAGAUCGCUGUCUACCAUAGUCUAACCAUACCUAUAUGGUAUAAUUACUUAGCUGUCACUGGACCAUAAUUUAUAUACUAGAGUCUUGAAUAUUGUAGCUCUCAGUGGACUCUUAGAUCUCUAAGUCACUGUUCAGAGGAUGAGCUCAACUGAAUCACCAACUACAGCCGACUCUGCUGAGGGUCUAAGCCUGCCCUCCAGUGAGGCUGUAGCUGUGAUCGUAUCCAUUGCUGGUGUGGGAACGAUUCUAGUGCUACUGGUACUCAUCAUUGUCAUGGCCAUGAGACGCUACUCGUACAUCAAGAGAAGGCGAUCACGAGGAAUAAUAAGCGAGCACUUCGGUCGCAACUCAAUGAGAGCUUCUCAACGGAGCCAGCGGAUCAGCCGAUUGGUUGCCGAGGCCAGCGAGGGACCCUCCACCACAAACACCUUCAACAUCAACACUCAGUUGCUCCCUGAGGCCACCAAGACCAGCCCCUUCCCUCCCCCUCCCGACAACACGUUCCCAUCGUCGGCACCUGUCGAGAUUGAACUAGAGAAGAAAGACCUUGACCUGAGCUUCCUCAAUACGAGCACCAUGGAUACAACGGCCCCUAGGCAGUUCCCCAGUAGCGAUCUACUCUUACUCGAUAAGUUAGGAGAGGGAGAAUACGGUCCUAUUUAUAGAGGAGAUGCGUACAAUCUUGAGCAAGACAACCAGUCGAGGCCAGUCACAGUAAAGAUGCUCGCUCAGCAGUACACAAGUGGAGAUCGAACUAUGUUCAACAACGAUAUCGAAAUGCUCACUUCAAUUGUGCACAUCAAUGUCGUCACUCUCCUUGCCAUGUGUACCGAUGAUUCGCCUGAAUGCAUCCUGCUAGACGCCGGUCUUCCUGGUGACCUUUUAACCUUUAUCAGAGACAAGAAACAAGAAGUCUCCCCUCUGGGACCAACAGUGCAAGAAACGUACAAUAUUCUCAAGAUUGCCGAUGAGAUAAGUAUAGGGAUGUCGUAUUUAGCUUCGGAGAGGUUUGUGCACAAAGAUCUAUCGCUGCGAAACUGCAUCAUUGGAUAUAGCGGAGUCGUGAAGAUUGCUCAUUUUGGCCUGGGGCCAGUGUUGUACCCGGAGGCUUAUUAUCGAGUGCAUGAUAUCGAUCUGCCAAUUCGUUGGAUGUCCCCUGAGGCCAUAACUUCGUCGCAAUUCACAUCGGCUAGUGAUGUGUGGGCAUUUGGGGUGGUGCUUUUCGAGCUCUUCUCUUAUGGGGAACUUCCUUUUGACGAGAAAAGCAACGAAGAAGUUAUUUCGUACGUGGUGAGGGAGUUUGGGAAGUUAAAAUGUCCUCAUCGAUGUUCUGCGGAGAUUUUCGAGAUUCCACAAAGUUGUUGGGCCACAGAUCCGAAACUGCGUCCAAACUUUGCUUAUCUGCAUGACCAGAUCUUCAGAAUGACGGGGCAAACAGACGUAUCGGGAUCUGUGAGUACAUUCGGUUCAUCUCCCAUUCCAGUUCUGGAAUCAGGAAUGAGAUAAAUACAUACACACACACACACACACACACACACACACACACACACACACUGGAGUUAUAAUUAUAGGCGGAAGUUUUACAUAGGUACUAUAGCAUUUUAAAUGGUGCACCUCUUUUCUUUAUUGCACUUGUCACUUGAGUAACACUGAUUAUUAGAAAUAGAAAAUAGCUUUUUUUCUGUUAGCCUACAUACCAUUGUUUUGUUUUGUUGUUAUCAUUAAUUUUUAUGUGCAGAAUAUUAUUUACAAGAACAGG
Messenger RNA from Halichondria panicea, 1825 nucleotides. Its product is annotated as muscle, skeletal receptor tyrosine-protein kinase-like. The coding region runs from base 205 to 1572 and encodes 455 amino acids. Gene Ontology annotation, cellular component: signaling receptor complex; plasma membrane. Gene Ontology annotation, biological process: positive regulation of neuron projection development; protein phosphorylation; multicellular organism development. The transcript is spliced from 5 exons. The record is from RefSeq and is a predicted model, not a curated record. Gene Ontology annotation, molecular function: transmembrane receptor protein tyrosine kinase activity; ATP binding. Lineage: Eukaryota; Metazoa; Porifera; Demospongiae; Suberitida; Halichondriidae.